This is a messenger RNA of Gekko japonicus, 346 nucleotides long. Its product is annotated as myotrophin. The record is from RefSeq and is a predicted model, not a curated record. Gene Ontology annotation, biological process: regulation of barbed-end actin filament capping. Lineage: Eukaryota; Metazoa; Chordata; Lepidosauria; Squamata; Gekkonidae. Gene Ontology annotation, cellular component: nucleus; cytoplasm. The coding region runs from base 62 to 346 and encodes 94 amino acids. The transcript is spliced from 4 exons. Gene Ontology annotation, molecular function: protein binding.
CUCUCUCUCUCGCUCUCUCUCUCCCCGCUCGGCUGCGCCCGCUGUCAGGGCGGCGGCCGCGAUGUCGGACAAGGAGUUCAUGUGGGCCCUCAAGAACGGCGACCUGGACGAGGUGAAGGACUACGUGGCCAAGGGUGAAGAUGUGAACCGGACUCUGGAAGGUGGGCGGAAACCUCUUCACUACGCGGCGGAUUGCGGACAGCUGGAGAUCCUAGAGUUCCUUCUACUGAAAGGAGCGGAUGUUAAUGCUCCAGACAAACACAGUAUCACUCCACUCCUUUCAGCAGUCUACGAAGACCACAUGGCUUGUGUGAAGCUACUUCUGUCAAAGGAAAGAUAUCGAUGA